AUGGCAAGAAACAUCGGAUCAGCAAAAUGUCCCCUGAGUGGUCGAACGUUCAGAGAUCCUGUUAUAGCUGCAGAUGGUCAUACUUACGAACGAGAAAAUAUUACACAAUGGUUACAAGAGAACGAAACUAGUCCAUUGACGAACGAAUCAAUGGAUAUUUCUACAUUACGGCCUAAUCAUACUGUAAAGAGAAUGGUCGGCGAAUUUACAGAUACAUCUUACACACUGCAUGGUCAGCAUAGAUUUGAACUCAAUGUUGACAUAAAGAAAAGUAGACCGAAACCUUUAUUUCAAGGAUUUGGCAAAUGUAUAUAUGAAGUCGAAUGGAUAAAUAUUGACGGGCCACCGAUUGUACUAUUAAGAAUCGAUGGCGCUAAAGCAAGUCGUGAAGCUUCGUUUUAUGUUCAACUAAGUUGUCAUCCACAUAUUGUACGCACCUUCGGACUUGUUGACAGCAAUCCGGACACAGCUAUGCUCUUACAAGAAAAUGCUCCUGAUGGAGAUUUAUUUGAGUUAUUGCGAGACGGGCAGUUUCGGCCGAGUACGGCAGUCUUUUUAGAGAUUUUCCUACAAAUUACAGAUGCCAUGAUCUGCCUUGCAGAUAAUAACAUUGUACAUGGUGAUCUAGCUUGUCGGAAUAUACUUGUAUUCAGGUGGAAUUCGUCAGAGCCGAAAGAAAAUCUCGUCAAAUUGACUGAUUUUGGACUAACUCGAGCAAGUCAUAUUUUCUCUGUCGUUGAGAUUGCAACGGCGUCAACCAUGAAUAUCAUUCCGAUUCGUUAUGCAGCACCCGAAAUUCUUAGAGAUCCAGACAGAUUAGCAUAUUCUGAAAAAUCCGAUAUAUAUUCUAUGGGUAUACUUAUGUGGGAAGCUUGUUCGUACGGUACACAACCUUAUCUAUUGGUGCGCAAUGAGAAUGACAUUCGAAGACGGAAGCUGAAUGAUGAACGACUUCCACAACCGGAAUCGUGUGACGAUGAACUUUGGACUAUCAUUAACGAAUGCUGGAGUCUAGAACCACAGGAUCGACCAGAUUUUCGAUCUUUAAAAGAAUCUCUACUAACUUUGAAGUAUGAAUGGACUAAUCGAUCGAGGCGAUUCAAUGAUUCGAUUAUUAGUUCGCGAAGAUCAUCAGUGGUCUCCAUUGGAUCUGAAUUGAAUCGUUCGACACCAAUAGCAUCACCGAGAGUUUCCAGGAACUUUUGCCGAGAAAACGAAGCGAAAUCCAGACUUGUCUGUGCUUGUGGAAGAGAAUUUGAUGAUCGAAGAGUUUUUGAAAGUCAUCGAUUCGCGUGCACAAGACGAACUGAAGAACGUACUUCUCGAGAUGACCUAGAUGAUCAUCAAGAAAAUGGCUACGCUGAUCCACCUCGAGUGUCACAACAACGCCAACAGUCUAGGCAAGUUUUCCGUUCAACGUCUGAAGUCAAUAUUUCGCAUAUCGACAAUAAAAACGAUAGUAACAGUACCAAUCCUCGAAGAUCGUCUAUCAAAAGUCCAGGAUCGAAAAUUUCUCGAAGCGACUCGCCGUCAGUAAGAUUUGAAUGUCACCGUUGCGGCGAACAACUUAGGGUUGCAGACUAUCAAAACCACCAAAACAAUUGUAUUCAGAAUCGAAGUAACCGUGAUCGAACGCAAAAGUUACCGGGCCAUCAAAACAACAACACUGGGCACAGUGCGUAUGAAUACGUUGAUAAAUCUUCUCGGUCAUACGACGAAGAAGGACGUUCCACUUUACAUACUUUAAAAAAUAACCGUAAGUUAGCAAGGCGUGCAAAUUGUCGCUCACAUAUUGAAAACACGCGUGGCGAUGAUGAACAGUCAAGUACAAAUAAUGAGCCUAAUAGGUCUCAAGAAAGCCAUCCGGAGCAGAGCUUCUCGAAACUUACCGCGAUGAGAUUUGCCCAAAGCCAGCGACGCCGCCAAGAUCCAAAUUCUAUUCUUCCGACAUACAACAGACGAGCUCGUGUGCCAUCGACUAUUCAAAGCAGUACUUCGCCUACAACAUCUCGGCGUGAUCUAGGAUCCGCCCAUAAUUCCGACGCAUACCAAAGUACCAUUUCGCUCAGUACUACACGCGACAGUCAGGAAUCUUUGUCAUGUUCGAGAAGCACUAGUUUGUAUACGGAAUAUUUUACGAAUUGUUCUACUAAUAAAUCUGCAUACGAUCGCAAAUCUCGAAGAACGCAUCCAACACGACCAUUCGUUCCAGACAUUUAUACGCUAUCUACCACUGCAAACAGAAGUGACAGAUCAAAGAGCGCACCACCUGUCCGACCACGAACGAAUAUACCAUCAAAAUCCAACUCAAGACGAGCAGAUAAAAUUCAGCUACGUCCAUUGUCGGUAUCAUGCACCGAUGAUGUCGAAUACGAUCUCGCGGCCGACAUUGCCCGUAGCUACGAACGAUUUCCACCCAUUCGUCGACAAUGA
Molecule: messenger RNA, 2433 nt
Organism: Adineta ricciae
Lineage: Eukaryota; Metazoa; Rotifera; Eurotatoria; Adinetida; Adinetidae
Source: the annotation of a GenBank genome assembly